UGGCGCUAGGGAAUCAGAGCUGUAGCCGAAGGGACGCUGUCUCUAUAGUACUGGGGCAGUAAGGAUCGCGCAGCGGCGGGAAAAUACCUGGAAGUCCCUCCCUGCAACAACUUCACCGGUGCGGCACGUUUUUUGGCCGGAAACCGAAAGAAGAAAUCGGAAGUGACGUCGCGGUCAAAACAAGCCGGGGCGUGGGGCCCUGCACUGUAUCUGGCCGCAGAUGGAAAGGCCCGACUCGCUGUGGGCUGUCGAAGGCGGUCGCCAGGCCUUGCGCUCCCACACGGUCGGCCUCCGGCCCCUAUCCCCGGGACCAGCCCGCCGCGGUUGAGCCAGAGUUUCCGCCCUCCCUACCGGAGCCGCGCUGGGAUUUUUCGGGCAGAGUUGGCGGGAGGAGAGAGAGCGGACUUCCCUCCCUGCAACAGUCUCCCCUCCAGCGGGUUCCUGUCCUGGGACGCCGGGACACCUGUGGCCUACGUUUUAAUACCCAAAUUUGAAGAAUACUCUGUAUGCCAUUCUUAUAAAACCAAGGGGAAAUCAUGAAGAAAUGUUUUAAUUAUUGAAACUACAGUUGAAAUCAUGGCUACAUCAGCAAAUCUGGAUAUUGGAGCCCAGCUGAUAGUAGAAGAGUGCCCCAGCAGUUACAGUCUAACUGGCAUGCCAGACAUUAAAAUAGAACAUCAGCUGGACUCAAAUGCAGAAGAAGGAUCAGCUCAGGGUGUUGCCAUGGGGAUGAAAUUCAUACUGCCUAACAGAUUUGAUAUGAAUGUCUGUUCUCGGUUUGUGAAGUCCUUAAAUGAAGAAGAUAGUAAAAAUAUUCAAGAUCAAGUUAACUCUGACCUGGAGGUGGCAUCUGUCCUAUUUAAAGCUGAAUGCAGUAUCCAUACAUCUCCUUCUCCGGGAAUUCAAGUAAGGCAUGUCUACACUCCCUCUACAACAAAGCACUUCUCACCCAUAAAACAGUCAACUACUUUAACCAACAAACACAGAGGAAAUGAGGUCUCAACCACACCUCUGUUAGCAAAUUCUUUGUCUGUUCACCAGUUGGCUGCUCAGGGAGAGAUGCUCUACCUGGCUACUCGUAUUGAACAAGAAAAUGUUAUCAAUCACACGGACGAAGAAGGAUUUACUCCUCUGAUGUGGGCUGCAGCACACGGGCAAAUAGCUGUGGUAGAGUUUCUACUUCAGAAUGGUGCUGAUCCCCAGCUUUUAGGAAAAGGUCGAGAAAGUGCACUGUCAUUAGCCUGUAGUAAGGGCUACACGGAUAUUGUCAAAAUGCUGCUGGAUUGUGGAGUUGAUGUAAAUGAGUAUGACUGGAAUGGAGGGACGCCUUUGCUUUACGCUGUACAUGGAAAUCAUGUGAAAUGUGUAAAAAUGCUCUUAGAAAAUGGAGCUGACCCAACAAUUGAAACCGACUCUGGAUACAAUUCUAUGGAUCUAGCUGUAGCCUUGGGCUAUAGAAGUGUUCAACAGGUUAUUGAGUCACAUUUACUGAAACUGCUUCAGAACAUCAAGGAGUAGACAUAGUCAUCAGAAAGUGUUGUCUGCCCUUCCAUUUACUUUUGGCCCUUAUAAAUGAUAGUUUUGUUUACUUAUAAAUUUUUACCUCAGUUGCAAUAUUUACUGAUUUUUAGUAAGUUUUAAUAAAUAUUCCUCUGAGUAAUUCACUGGUUUAUAAUAAAAUUAACGUUGAUGCUUUUUUGUAAAUGUGUUUUACUGCAUAUUUAAAAUUAUAAAUGAGUGUUUUGUGGCAUGUAAAUUUUUAUGGUACAGAUAGUUAUCUGUGUUUGUAUCAAGUGCUGUAAUUUAACAUUUUCGGAAAUUAUUCUGCCCUAUUCAUCUUCACUCUUGUAUUAACUCAUUGACUUUAUAUAGAGUUUGCUAUAAAUCCAUAGGAAAAAAGUUUGUUAUUAUUAAAUUUAAAAAUGCACAGUGUGGUUGUUUACAAAAUGAUAUUAUAAAUGAAUAAAGUACUUUUCUUCUGUUA
Balaenoptera acutorostrata (minke whale) is the source of this 1984-nucleotide messenger RNA. It is a transcript of the gene ANKRA2, whose product is annotated as ankyrin repeat family A member 2. Gene Ontology annotation, molecular function: protein binding. Gene Ontology annotation, cellular component: nucleus. The record is from RefSeq and is a predicted model, not a curated record. Gene Ontology annotation, biological process: regulation of gene expression. The transcript has 9 exons. Bases 577 to 1518 code for a protein of 313 amino acids. Lineage: Eukaryota; Metazoa; Chordata; Mammalia; Artiodactyla; Balaenopteridae.